Anisakis simplex (herring worm) is the source of this 477-nucleotide messenger RNA. NCBI's taxonomy places the organism in Eukaryota, Metazoa, Nematoda, Chromadorea, Rhabditida, Anisakidae. The record is from the annotation of a GenBank genome assembly.
AUGGAAGUGGAUGGCUUUGCAGAAGCGAAUCAGUUGUUAUGUUCAGCACUUGAGCAACUAGAUGACAUCAUUGCUUCGGAGAAUGAACGUUUGGCAAAUGAAGUGGAUGAUAACGAUGUGAUAUCGAUGAAUAGACCGAGACGAAACCGAAGAAGGAGAAAUGAAAAGAAUAUGGAAUCGAUAAGUAGUAGCAGUGGUGGUAGCAGUAACAGCAGUAGCAUUAAUGGAGAAUCACAGUCACCUCCAUCUGAUAUUCCCGAAUCAUCCAGUAUCUCUAAUACAACACCGAAUAUUUUUGAAGCUUUUCUCAGGGCGAUCGACAAAAACGAAAUAGUUGAGCGGCCAGGAUUGGAGACACAACUGAAGAUUAUGCACUGGUUGUGUGGUACAGAUGGUAGUCAAAUGAAAGCAUCUUUGGUCUUUAUUGUUGCGAAUGAAUGGAUGCUGAAUGCCGGAAAUGAUUAUCGUGCUUGUUGA